Messenger RNA from Clarias gariepinus (North African catfish), 825 nucleotides. Its product is annotated as C-type lectin domain family 6 member A-like. The transcript has 5 exons. The record is from RefSeq and is a predicted model, not a curated record. Gene Ontology annotation, biological process: cell division. Gene Ontology annotation, cellular component: membrane. Bases 1 to 825 code for a protein of 274 amino acids. Lineage: Eukaryota; Metazoa; Chordata; Actinopteri; Siluriformes; Clariidae.
AUGUCAGAGUGUGUGUAUGCUGAUGUGAUCUUCAAUAAGGAGAUUAAGAAAGGAGAGCGAGUGGAGAGAGUGGUGGGAACCUAUGAGAGUCCAGAAGCUGUUAGAGGUCAUAUUCUCAAUGUGCACGCAGAGGAUAUAAACACAACGAGGAACAUCCAAUCUCAUCAUACAGGACAUACUGCAUUUAACCAGUGUUACAGAGUGACUGCAGUGUGUGUGGUGCUGCUGUGUGUUGUCCUAAUAACUGCCGUCACAGUGCUGUGGAUCAAACACAACAUUCUGAAGACAGAAAACAACCAGUUACAGACCAGUUACAACAACCUGACUAUAGAGAGAAACCAGUUAGAGACCAGAUACACCAACCUGACUAUAGAGAGAGACCAGUUACAGGGGGGGAGAGCUAUAUACCUGAGGAUAUUUUAUGAUUUGGACAUAGCAUGGUAUUUUAAUUCCAGUCUUUAUUUUAUGUAUAAUGCGAAGAAGAACUGGACUGAGAGCAGACAGAACUGCAUGGACAAAGGAGCAGACCUGGUGAUCAUUAACAGCAAUGAGGAACAGGAAUUCAUUGCUAAACAGCUGCAAGGAAGUCAAGCUUGGAUUGGUCUGAGUGACAGAGACGCAGAGGGAGAGUGGAAAUGGGUGGACGGUACACCACUGACCUCUGGGAACUGGGCUAACCAACAACCAGAUAAUUACAAUAAUGAGGACUGUGGUGAGACUGGGUAUCCUGAUGGACAGCACUGGAAUGACAAACCAUGCUCUUAUACACAAGCCUGGAUCUGUGAAAAGAAAAAAAAUAUGUUCGUAAAUAAAAUUUUGCUGUAA